UCAAGACACUCGUGAUGACGCGCUCUAAAAUCCUCGGAAAACCCCAAAAAAAUCCCCAAAACCCCUGUCCCCUGCGAUGCUAAACGCAUCGAAUUCCCUGACCAGCUGUUGCUCACUGCAAUCAUCACGAGGACCACCGGAGCUGAAAAAAACCCGUCGUCUUCAUGGUCUCCAACUGCCCCUCCAUCCGCAACAACUAGGGGGCUGGUUGUUGCUAGUGUUAUUAACCCUCGGUGGAUUUAUCUCGGUGGUACCCCAGCUAUCAACAGCCCUACGUACAUCCGUGACAAUAAUCCUUCUGCUGACUCUCGUUAUUCACACUAUAACCCACAUAUUUGCCCUCAUAAUUGACCCAUCUGACCCACAAGUGCGUGAACAACCCACGAACAAUGUUGUACCCGAAUUUGACAGGACAAAGCAUCUCCAUGUCAUUGAAAAUGGAAGGUGUCAUCUCUGCAACAUAACGAUCACCUCCAAGAGGACAAAGCACUGUUCGGUCUGCAACAAGUGCGUUAAAAAAUUCGAUCACCACUGCAUGUGGUUGAACAAUUGCAUCGGCAGUCGUAAUUACAAGUACUUCAUUGUAUGCGUUGUAUCGGCUAUUGUCGGUGCUGUUAUUCUGGUAGCAAUUAGCUUCUGCCAAGUUGUUGUGACAAUCGAGCAUCAGAACGCUGGCAAUUCCAUGAUGGAGAACAUCACGAUGCCGAUUGUAUCGAUACAACCGAUUCAGAGUACCAGUACUUUGAUAAUCAUCUCGGUCGUUGGUGUUUUGUCAGCGAUAGCUGCUGCUUUGCUCAUACAUCUGUGUAUUUUUCACGGAUACAUCGCUUAUUUGGGUUUAACGACUUAUGAAUAUGUGAGAAAUAAGAGGGAGCAGAGGGCCGUUGUCCAGGAGGUGAAACCACCACGGAAGUUUGGUAAUCUUGAUAAUUAUCAUUUCUGCAAGGAUGUGAAUGUCGAGGAGACGAGGGUAGCUGAUGCUAAUCAGGUGUUCAUAUGCUCGACGCAUUCCGAGAGCAAGACGAGGAGUAGAGACAAGCGCAACUUUCAUUUGUACUUUACUUAUGAAACCCCGGAGGAUGCCACGUCCUUCGAGCUCACCCAGACGACGAUCUCUGGGGAUCAGAGACUCCAGGACUUGGAAGCCAAAGUCGCCGAGAUGAAACCACUCACACCGUCGCCCGUUUCCUGCUGCUUCUCCAUCAUGAAUCACAGCUGGACAGAGCGCAAGAAGAAGAAGAGCCAUCGCAAUGACGACGACAAAGUCGUCACCAGGUGCACACCUGUUCGUCGGAUUCAGACAUUUUUUCGCAGCAGAUUGCGAAAAAAUGCGCGGCAGAGGGCCCUGGACUCAACGCGUGGAAGGAAAAAUCGGAUUGGACCAAUUGGAUCGACCGAGGAGGUGAAUGUCGAGGAGAAGCUCGAGGAGAAGGUCGAGACGAUCGCUGCGGGUGUUCCUCAAGGGAUUGCAGGAGUUAAUCCUGGAAUUCCUGAUUGUAGUCUUGAGGUUCCUGUGAGACCUCUCAAGCUACCGCCACUUCAGUUACCCUCUGUCGAUGAUGUUAUAUGUGAGAACACUGUGUUCAGUAUGCCCGUCUCCAAGAGGAAUCAGAUGAGAAUCCGGAGGCCCAGCUUCCACAGGCGACCGAGAUUCAAAAUGAGUCCUCAUGUCACACAAUCAGCUCAAUUGUCACCCAUUCCAGAGUCAGAGUUCUCAAAACCUGCGUCACCAAGAUCACCACCGAAGCUCAAGCAUUUCGCAUUUCCGCCCACUUCCACUGACUGAUUUAUUUUAUUUCACAUUGUGUUCGCUGGGGGAGGGGAAAUUUAUUUUCUCCAACGAAUCCUCUAAUUCGAUUUUUUCUUUAUCGUCAGACGAAAUCGGUUACUGAUUCAUUUCACACUAGAUUAUUAUUAUACUAAUAAUAAUGAUAAUUGGUUAUUAUUAACGGGUAUUACUUAUUAGUAAUUACUAUUCAUUUUUUAAUAUGGGAGUACUUAUUUGUAAAUAAUUCAAUGAGUCGACUUUUCAAAUUUGAGAAGUAAUUUAUCUUGUUUAUUGCGGGGAAGGAAACAUGAUUAUAAUCAAAAUAAUUAUAAUAACGCCGAGGAAUGAUUUUUAUGGUUAUAAUUUUUUAAAAAUUGGAUUGAUGGUUUUUUUCUCGGACUGUGCUUUUUUGGAAUCGGUUCCAGUGAUAAUUAUUUUUACAAUUUCUUUUGAAAUAUUUAAGGUAAAAAUUGUCAUUAGUGUCUAUUGCGGUAUGUAGGAUCAAACGAACAGUAUUCUAAAGAGUAAUUCGAGUGCAAUAUUGAUUUAAUAAUUGUAAUUGAAUAUUUCAGUGGUGAAGUGGUAAGAAGAUAAUGGAUUAUUUCUGUGAAUAUUUCAAGAAGGAAAAUCAGAAUCUUUUUAUAGAGUUACAUAAUUAAUUAAACAUAUCUCUAUUUAUUCACUGAAUAAAAAUAAUCGAUGGGCUUUUUUUUUUGCUGAUACAUCUACCACUUCUCUGCGGAUUUAUUCUCCAUUUCUAUAAUAGCAGAUCACCUAGAGAGUAUUUUUGUAAUGAUAACAUUAAAUUCAAUAGCAGAAGUAAUGAUUAAGCGAAGGGGAUAGGAUCUAGAGAUAAAAAAUGGGAUUAAAGUAAUAAUCAAAAGCAUUUGUUCUAAUAAUUAAUUUUUCAUUUGUGAAAGUAAAUAAAUUAUCCGUCCCGCUCAAUGAAAAACCUCUAGAUAUUAUUUUUUACGACUGUAAUCGAUAAUUCGAAAUAAAGACCGGUGGGUUGGACAUUUCGUUUGAUUUUUUUUAAUUGUUUUUUGUUUAUGGGGAAUCACCUGGUGGCACCUGGCACGGGAUCCAAUCCCAGAAAACAAAUUCCCAUUUCCGUUGCGUGACAGAAAUCAUCGCGUGACUAUUUUCUCCUCGAGCUCUAACUCCCACUGGAUAAAAACCCAAUAAUUUUCAACUGCAUUGUCCCAUGAACAAAUAAUUAUUGCUAUAAUUUAUUGCAAAUCGUCAAGCUCAAAAAUUUAUCUUUACUUUCUAUGAAAGCCACUGACGCUAAUUUUAUAUUUGA
Molecule: messenger RNA, 3071 nt
Organism: Fopius arisanus
Lineage: Eukaryota; Metazoa; Arthropoda; Insecta; Hymenoptera; Braconidae
Exons: 1
Coding region: 77-1786 (569 amino acids)
Biological process (GO): peptidyl-L-cysteine S-palmitoylation; protein targeting to membrane
Cellular component (GO): endoplasmic reticulum; Golgi apparatus
Molecular function (GO): protein-cysteine S-palmitoyltransferase activity
Source: RefSeq, a predicted model, not a curated record